This is a messenger RNA of Lacerta agilis (Sand lizard), 1121 nucleotides long. RefSeq names its product E3 ubiquitin-protein ligase TRIM39-like. NCBI's taxonomy places the organism in Eukaryota, Metazoa, Chordata, Lepidosauria, Squamata, Lacertidae. The record is from RefSeq and is a predicted model, not a curated record. Gene Ontology annotation, molecular function: protein binding. The transcript is spliced from 2 exons. The annotation marks the transcript as partial.
UUUGUGUGGACUUCUUGGGCCAGCAUUCCCGAUGGUUGUGUGACUAGAGCUGCCUGUAUCAUUAUUGCACAUGAAACUUCUUUGUCCAUUCCUUUGUUCACAGAAUUUGCAGGUGUCCAGUUCUACAGAGCUAAUGUGGUCUUGGACCCCAAGACAGCUCACCCAAGACUGAACGUUUCAGAUGGAAAAUGUUUUUGGGACACAGGAAACAUAUCUAAGGUUCCUAAUUGUGAGGAGAGGUUCGACUCCCAUACAUUUGUUCUGGCAACCGAAUGUUUUUCCAAAGGAAGACAUUACUGGGAAGUGGAAGUUGGCCAGAAAAGAAAGUGGGAUUUAGGGGUUGCCUCUGAAUUUGCUCAUAGAAAAGGGGAGAUCACGCUGUCACCUCAGAAUGGCUACUGGGUUAUAGGACUCGAAGGUAGAAAAAAUUAUUGGGCUCGGACAGAAAAUUGGACCUAUCUUAAAGUGAGUGGGAAGCCAACGAAAAUAGGGAUAUUCCUAAACAUGCCAGCUGGAAGCCUAUGUUUUUAUGAUGUCCACAAUAAAAGGAAGUUAUACACAUUUUCUAUUUGUUGUUCUGGGAAGCUGUAUCCCUUCUUCUCUACAGGCUCUGUAGCUGAAGAGCUAGACAGACAGCCACUGAAGAUUUCCCCAUGGUUUAAAGAAGAUGACAUUGUUGAGGAAGAUGGGAAGAAAGCAAGCAUCUCAGAGAUGGCCCAGGAUUAGUGUAAAUCUUUCUUUUAAUGAAAACAGCAGGAGAGAAGUAGAAGUGGUUUAAAAAACCUAGACUAAAAGCAUCCUUGUUUAAAGGUUUAUAUUAUCACAACUAUGGGGGGGGGUCUAACCAAAAGGAUGCAACUUUUUAAACAUAAAAUUUAGAAAUUUUUGGUGGGAAAAUUCAUUAUGUAAUUACAGAAACAGAAUGGAUUUUCUGUAUUGUUCCUGCUUGUUGUUUAUACUGUUGUAUACUUUUCUUGUGACCAAUGUAAACAUAUGUGACCUCUUUACAUAAUAGUUUGUGUUGUAGCAAGUAGAACAUAAUUGAACUUAGCAUUCAACUAUUUGUGUAUUAACUGGCUUGAACUUCCCUACAAAAAGAAUAAAGGAGUAUGCAAAAGCUA